Messenger RNA from Echinostoma caproni, 258 nucleotides. Lineage: Eukaryota; Metazoa; Platyhelminthes; Trematoda; Plagiorchiida; Echinostomatidae. The record is from the annotation of a GenBank genome assembly.
AUUGUGUGCUUUGCAAGAAAGUUUGCAUUACAAAUUUCAACGUCAUCUCUCCCGCUUCUGUGCUAUUUGAUUGGCGAAACAUUUUUUCACUUGUCAACGGAUGAUGUGAACGAGCAACUGAGUGCCAAUAAAGAAACACUUAAGUUGCGAAUGAUCGAGUUGGAGGAAUUGAUUUCGAACAGCAAGGCACAAAUGCAUACAUUAAAGAAAGAGCUGUAUGCGAAAUUCGGGAAUCACAUAAACCUUGAGGAAGAUUGA